Messenger RNA from Toxotes jaculatrix (banded archerfish), 1101 nucleotides. RefSeq names its product G protein-coupled receptor 20 (gene gpr20). The record is from RefSeq and is a predicted model, not a curated record. The coding region runs from base 1 to 1101 and encodes 366 amino acids. Gene Ontology annotation, molecular function: G protein-coupled receptor activity. Gene Ontology annotation, cellular component: membrane. Gene Ontology annotation, biological process: positive regulation of Rho protein signal transduction; phospholipase C-activating G protein-coupled receptor signaling pathway. Lineage: Eukaryota; Metazoa; Chordata; Actinopteri; Toxotidae. The transcript has 6 exons.
AUGAUGAACUUCAACAGUACUGAGUCCUGGGUUUUUAUCAAUACUUCAGUCCCCAUCCUGCCUGUAAUAGCCAGCCCCACUAACAGGAGUGGGAUGGAGGCAUAUCUUCAAAGACUGGCUCAUUUAGAUGAGGGGCUCUACAAUGACUUCUACGGCCUCUGGAUCGCGCUGAUGGUCAUAAACUCUCUCAUAUUUCUGGUGGGCUUGGUGCUCAACAUAGUUGCACUUUAUGUUUUCUGUUUCCGCACCAAGCAGAAGACCACCUCCGUGAUCUACACCAUCAACCUGGCAGUGACAGACCUCUUGGUGAAUCUUUCUCUGCCGACUCGCAUCCUUCUCUACUACAGUGGAGGAACUUGCCUCACCUGCUCUUACCUGCACAUCUUCAGCUACUUUGUCAACAUGUACUGCAGCAUCUUGUUUCUGACCUGCAUAUGUGUCGACCGGUACCUUGCCAUCGUGCAGGUUGAAGCUUCCCGUCGAUGGAGGAGCUCCAGCGUGGCCAAAUGUGUGUGUGUUUCUGUCUGGCUGUUUGCCAUUGUGGUCACCUACUCCUUCCUCUCCACUGCUUUCCAGCAUACCGGAUGCUGCAUCUCCAAGCUUCUUUUUCUCACCAUCACUGAGUUCUUUCUACCCCUCAUCAUCAUUGUAGUCUUCACCUUGAGGAUUAUGUGGGCCCUUGCCGACCGCCGUCUGAUGCAGCAGAGCAGGGAGAGGAGAAGGAGGGCUGUCCAGCUGCUGACUACAGUGCUGAUCAUUUUCACUGUGUGCUUCACACCCUUCCACAUUAGACAGGUGGUGGUGUACUUCUACCCUGACAUGCCUCAUCAUGUGAUUGUCUAUCACUUAACUGUCACUCUCAGCAGUUUGAAUAGCUGUAUGGAUCCUGUCGUCUACUGCUUUGUAACAAACAAUUUCCAGGCCACUAUGAGACACCUUUUCCGCCGUGCAGAACCUGAGCAGACCAGUGGCGACAUCAUCAGCAUGCAGCACAGCUCCAAGGCCUCAGGAACCAACACCAUCACAAAUAAUGUGAUCAUGAUGACCAAGAUUCCCACUUCACUACAGAAGGACAAUCUGGGGAAGAACCAUACUGUGUAG